UACCCAUCUAAAGAUAUCAUUUUGGCAUGAAAAUGACUAAUGUUAACAAGCACAACAAAAAAAAUCCUGAAAGAAGUUUUGACUGACAAACAGGUUUAAUCCAGUCAUUAUGCAGAAAAGGAUAUAUUUAAGAAAUAAACGUUAUUUAGUGAACAUGGCGUUAUGAAUAGCAAUUGCUCUGUUGGCAUAUUCCAUGAUGCACGCUAGCGCAUCAUGGAAAAUAUGCCAGCAGAGCAGUUGCUAUUCAUAACGCCAUGUUCACUAAAUAAUCGUUGUUUAUUACUUAUAUUUGCAUUUUACCACUCGCAAAUACCCUGUAUUAGCCUAGACCUUGACAUUUAGCUAUUAUAUCAAAAGUAAACAUUCAGACUGUAAUGUAUCUUUUUAAUUCACAUAGAUUUGUUAACAGAAUCAAUGAUAUGUUAUAACAGUAAUUCCUUUAAAAUGUUAUCAAACACAUGUUUUAAUAUUACAUGUAAAUACGUCAAUUUUAAUGGAGUUGGAGACAUGAUGUAUCGUAUAGUGGUUUAAAUCUAUAACGUCAUGGAAAAGUAUAUAUAACGUUACACCUUUAUGACGUCAUAGUAUACUGACAGAGCAAUUGCGAUUAUAGAGAAAUAAUUGCAGCUCCUCCGUAUGGGCUUACAGUGGGAAAGAACAAUAGAAAUGCAAAUAUAAUGGUAUAAUUUGCAGUCUUUGCUGUAUAUAAUCUUAUCUCAUGGGAUAAAUAAUAUAAAUAUAGAUAUUAUACACAAAAUUAAAAGUCCUUACAAUAUCACAUACAUAUCUUUUACCUAUUUUUAAAACAUUAUCAUGUAAAACUUGAUCACAUGAAAUAAACUUAUAUAUAUUAUAUAAUGUAUUCUUUUAAUAGCUAGAUCAUAUUCCUGUACGUAACUGAUAUCCCUCUGUAAUUGGACCCAUCUUGUUUACCACCCCACUACAAAAGUUGUAAUCUAAGUACAUAUAGCUAAAAAUGCAAGUCGCUAUGUUUAGAGAUUAUAGACAGACAAAAAUGUCACAUGCCCUGUAAAAACUUCCUUCAGAAAUGAACUUAUCCAAUAAAGUACCACCAUGUUUCGGUUAUUUUGUUCCAAGUUCAGCCAAUGCCACUACAGUACCACUACCACAUACACCCUCAUCUCUCAAUCUGUUCCAAGCCCGGGCCAAUCAGAAUGCCAGACAGUGGGUAAAGGUUGGCGCAGUCAGUGUGACAGUAGUCAAUGGAUCACUCACUGAUGAACAGGUGGAUGUGUACGUUAAUGGGGUACCUCCUAACUUUGACCUCAGAAGAACUCCAAGCAAGGAGCUUAGUGAUGCUGCUGGACCAAAUCUGAAGUCAGAGUGUGAGAAAAAGUUUCCGCACGGUGUGAGUGUGGGGGCCAUAGCUGACACAGGGGGGUACAACUUACCCUGCCAGAGAGUAUACCAUGUGACCCUUCCAGACAAUCAGAAAGAUGGCAGCCAAAACCAAACGGUAACUCAAAUUGUCAAAGAUUGCCUCGCAAGAGCAAACUCCCAAGGCUUCAGUUCUAUUGCUGUUCCUGAUCUUGGAUCCACCAUUGGUUACCCAGCAAAGGUCCUUGCCGAUUUACUGUUCAAAGCUGUGGAGGAAUUUAGCAAUGAAAAUGCUGGACCCACACUCAGCCAAGUUGUAUUUUGUGUGUUUAAGUCUUCGAUUUAUUCGGCAUUCGUGAAGAAAGCCAGAAAAAUAUCUAAAACAGGCUCUUCACAGACAAGCCAUUCCAAGGUCGGAAAUAUUGAUGUUUCUUUGGAGAUUGGAAAUCUCCCAGACCAGAAGGUGGACGUGAUAGUAUGCAGUGGACCAGAAAAUCUACAACUUAAGAAUGGAGGAAUGGCAGAGAGCCUGUUACAGGCCGCGGGGCCUGGUCUACAGACAGAGUGUGACCAGAAGUAUCCUCAGGGGAUUCAGUCCGGAGACCUCGCCAUUACCAGGGGUCACAAUCUGCCGUGUCAGUUUGUAUACCAUGGAGCCAUUCCAAAGUGGGGGACUGCUGGUACACCUACACCUAAACAGAUCUUAAAAGACUUUGUGACAGAAUGUCUAGAGGAGGCCAACAAACACAAGAUGACAAAGACCCUGGCUUUCCCCACCCUGGGGACGGGAUCUCUGAACUACCCUCCCAACCAAGUGGCACAAGUGAUGGCCGAGUGCAUCAAGGACUUUGACCAGAGGUAUCCGAAUAAGAAACUCAAAAGGAUUAUCAUUGUUGUAUACAAUCAGGACAAGAAAUGGAAAACAGUGGAACAGGCAUUUAUUUCUGCUCUGAACAUGACAACUGCAACACAGAGUUCUCAGGCAGCUGCAGUGCCACCUGCAGUCAUACAUGUUUCAAAUUCCAAAGGAAAGAUUGGAAAAAUACAGAUAUCUUUUAAAGCUGGAGAACUUUCACAUCAGCAGGUGGAUGUGAUAGUAUGCAGUGGACCGGAAAAUCUACAACUUAAGAAUGGAGGAAUGGCAGAGAGCCUGUUACAGGCUGUGGGGCCUGGUCUACAGACAGAGUGUGACCAGAAGUAUCCUCAGGGGAUUCAGUCCGGAGACCUCGCUAUUUCUGGGGGUCAUAAUCUGCCGUGUCAGUUUGUGUACCACGGAGCCAUUCCAAAGUGGGGGACUGCUGGUACACCUACACCGAAACAGAUCUUAAAAGACUUUGUGACCAAAUGUCUAGAGGAGGCCAACAAGCACAAGAUGACAAAGACCCUGGCUUUCCCCACCCUGGGGACAGGGUCUCUGAACUACCCUCCCGACCAAGUGGCACAAGUAAUGGCUGAGUGCAUCAAGGACUUUGAUCAGAAAUAUCCGCAAACAGAACUUGCUCGCAUCACUAUUGUUGUAUACAACCAAGACAGGAAUAGGAAAACAGUGGAGCAGGCCUUUCUCUCAGCUUUCAAGAUGUCGACCCCAGCAGCAACUCUGCAGAGUCCUAACCCACCAACAGCACAUGCUAACAAGUCACCAGUGAAUUCAAAGCCAUAUUUUGAGAAUCUGUACAAAAUGAAGGCUGUAACUCCAUCCUAUUGGACAGUUUACACUUCCUCCAAUGACUUGGCAACUUGGAAUUCCCGUGUCUCAUCAAAGGACUUUAAACUUGAAGCUUUAAAGUCAAGCUCUCAAACAUAUUCUGCUGUAGAGAAGUUGGCAUUAAAUACUUGGAAGUCCCAGUUUGUGGGUAAAGGCACUGAUGCAGAUGGUUUAGCCCAGUUAAACUAUACAAAGAUACAGAUCACUAAUAUAGAACGUCUUGAAAGUCCUCAUCUUUUUGAGGAGUAUUGGAAGUACAGAGAAAAGAUCUUCCUACGAGCUUCACAGAAGGGGCAAUUCAAGGCACUAGGGCAGAUUCCACAGGCGAAAAGUGGAGAUGUGGCAACUAAACAGAUAGCCGAUCCAUGUCUUCAGGUGGAGAUUUACCCAGGGAUCAAUGAGCAUUAUUUGUUCCAUGGGACUCAACCAAGUCUCAUUACAAAUAUUUUAACUCAGGGAUUAGAUGGGAGGAUAGCAAACAAUCCAUGUUUUGGAAAUGGAGUAUACUGUGCAGAGAGCUCAAGUAAAUCGGAUCAGUAUGCAGAUCCAAAAAAUCAAAGAGAUCUCCAUGAGAAGAAAAUGCUUUUGGUUCGAGCUUGCCUUGGCGAAAUGUUCAUCAGAACUGAUACCACAAACAAACAUCCCUAUACCAGGCCUCCUUGUAAGAGCUGUCACAAUGAUCGGUGCAAGGACCCUACCCAUAGUGCCAUGUUUGAUUCCAUAGUUGUAGAUGGAAGCUGGAACUUUAGAGAAUUUAUUCUGUAUGACAACAAGGCCUGCUAUCCCGAAUAUCUAAUCACUUACAAGAGAAUUUAAAUGAUCUGUAGUGAGAUUUAGUCUGUAGAAUCUUCAUUUUUUGAUGAAUGGAAAUUUAUUUUUUCAAAUCCUGUAUGAAAUGAGGAAAUAGUUGUGUUGAAAUCUCCAUACUAGUUGGUUUCUUUAAAAUUUCGUACACAAUAAAUUCUUUUUAGAGUGCUCAAAUGCACUUUUAAAAGUGUAUAUCAAUCUGUUUAUCAAAUUGACAGCACUGAGUAGUUCAGUUGCUGGAUGUGUCAGCCAAUGAACUGUAUAGUGGAAGUUUCAAAACUUAUUUUAAAGUGUGUCAAAAAUUUAAAACUGUUGAAUUUUAAUGGAUUUAUAGUGAUUCUGAUUGAAAAAGUAGUAAAAAUGAGCCUUAUGAUAUUUAUGUGUUUGUUUUGUCAACUGGUAGAAGCUGUAGCCAUUGAAAGUUUUACAGUCUGUAUCAUUUGCUGAUGGGAUCACUGAUGUUUAGUCACAGGAAGUCUUUGUAUUUUACACAGUCAUGCUUUUGUCCAUGUUUAUUUUAUUGUUUGAUAUAAUAUCACUUUUACAUGUAUAAUAUGUCAUAUUUAAUUCUUUUAAAUUUUAAUGCAAUGUGAUAAAAUUUCACACAAAUACAUAAACUGAACUGUAAGUUUUUUUUAAUAUGAAUUCUAAAUGUUUAUUUUACUUGUAUGUUAUCAAUUAUAUUGAAUAUGUAUGCAAAUACUUCCAUCAUUUUUCUUGAACUGUGAUAUGGCUCAACUAUAUAUCUUCUAUUGUGAUAUAAAAGUAUGCUAUAUGUGAUAACAGUAUCAGUCAUUUUGUUAAUCUGGUUUUCAUUCUGUGAAAUUUACAUGAUUACUUUGUAUAAGAUAUAUCUUGAGUUAAUAAAUAUUUUCCUGGAUAAUUAAGAACUGAUUUGCAUCUGUUGCUCGGUCAACAGGUAGGAGUUGUCUGCUCAAUAUCUUGAAAACCCUUUGUUUAAAAGAAAUCAAAUUUGGUACUCGAUCGGUAUCCUCUUAAAAGUAGAUGCAUGACCCCUACUGAAGUAUAGGUCAUAGAGUUAAAGGUUAAAGUUUAAUGGUCACACUUCUUCGGACAUAAAAAUUUAUCACCCACUUUAUACCUAAAGAACCCUUUGCUUGUACGUACAUGUAUUGCACCCUCUGAAAAAUAGAGGACCGUAAUGUUUUGAGGACACAAUCAUAUAGUCAAAAUUUAAUGAUGAAAAUAUUAUGGACAAAUCACGUAGGCUCAAUAUCUCAAUACCAGGACCAUAAGGUCAAAUUUAAAAAUAUAUGCUCCUUGCAAAUGAAAAUAUUCUCAAUACAGUUUGUGACACGGGAAUAAAACUUGAUACAAGCAUAUUAAUUUUUUGGCAGCAGGCACUUUCCUUUACUUUACAUAUAUAAUAAAUAGUAAUAUCAUGGAUUUGCCCCCUCCACUUUUGUUGGAGAAUGUAAUAAAUGAA
Messenger RNA from Magallana angulata, 5297 nucleotides. RefSeq names its product protein mono-ADP-ribosyltransferase PARP15-like. The coding region runs from base 1049 to 3859 and encodes 936 amino acids. The transcript is spliced from 16 exons. Gene Ontology annotation, molecular function: transcription corepressor activity; NAD+ poly-ADP-ribosyltransferase activity. NCBI's taxonomy places the organism in Eukaryota, Metazoa, Mollusca, Bivalvia, Ostreida, Ostreidae. The record is from RefSeq and is a predicted model, not a curated record. Gene Ontology annotation, biological process: negative regulation of gene expression. Gene Ontology annotation, cellular component: nucleus; cytoplasm.